AUGAGGAUCUUCAUUGCCUUUGAGGGCUCCUGUGAACCUUUUGACAUUUCCCAGGACCAGACAGUCAGGACAAUAAAAUGGAUGAUAAAGGACUUCUUCCACAUGCAGCUGUCGGACGAUAAGCGGACACAUCGCUUCAUAGACCUGACUUACGCCGGUGCCACUCUGCAAGACAGCUGGGUUCUACCCGACGUUGGCAUCGCCCCUAGCAGCACCAUCCACUGUGUGCUCAAGGAGGAGGAUAAGCCCAUCCUGCAUGUGUUCAGCGCGGUGACAAAGGAGACCCUGUCUGUGAUGGGGACUGUUUUUCUUCUAAGCACCUCUGUUUCCAAGCUGAAGUCCCUAGUGUCCCUGCAAAAUGGUCUGCCGGUCAGCACAUUCAGGCUGACCACUCAGACUGGCCUGGAGCUCUACAACUGCAACUGCCUGGAUGAGUAUGGCAUCGAAGUCGGAACCACACUCCACCUGGACACCUGGGACGGGUGGACAGAGUUCCUCAGGGGUUGUUUUCUGGGCCACAGACACACUGUCCAGCACUACCUGUCUGAAGAGGAGCCAGUGAUGAGAUUCCAGCAGAGAGUGGCUCUGUAUGUGGCAGCUUUUUUCGGACACUUGGACCUCGCCGACUGGCUGCUAAGAAGGGGAGUGAGGGCGGAGGAGGCAGUAGGGGUGCACCCCUAUCGCGAGUGGUGCAAGGAGACAGACCACCCUGAGGUUAGCAAGUGUCCCGUCCAUGCUGCCGCAGAGGCUGGCCAGCUCCACAUCCUCAAGUUCUUCAUCAACAACAGUGUGCUGAACUUGAACUGUCGGGAUCACAGGGGCCGCAGCCCUCUGCAGAUCACCAUUCAGCACAGGCACAGAGACUGCGUCCAAUACCUCAUCACAAAGCUCUGGUCAAUGGUCUCCUUCCCAGGCCUGUCGUUCCCUAUGGGGACAUACAUCCAGAUCAAGCGCUGGGUCCACAAGGCACAGCGGCAGGCCUCCCCAGUGAGCAUGGUUCACAAGGAACCCUAUAAAACUAGGGUGGGAGAUACUGUCCUGGUUGAUGGCUUCACUCUUCCAGAGAUGACAUCAAAGCCCAGGAGCAGAGUGACCAGGGCGGGCGCGGCUGUCCAAUGCAGCAACCUUCCAGUUCGAGGUCAGCCGGGUCAGCUGCCUCAGCUGCAUCCUGCCGCUGUAGAUGAUGGCAGACUCAGGAGGAGCGGCAGGCAGGAAGGACGCUCUAAAAGAGAGGAAAUCCUUUCGGCUGAAAAUAGGGACCAGAACAGGAACACGUGGCGGAGCAAAGUCCCACUUCCACCCAUCUCCCAGGAUACCAACCCCCGGCCUCGAUUCAUCUAUGCCUCCCCCAACUCCUCUCUCAUCCUCACCUCUUCACUGGAGUCCUUUUCCAAACACUGUGGGCGUAGCACCAGAGAGAAUGCCAUCUAUUGUUUGGCCCUAGCUAGUGCUUUCACAGAGAAACCCUGGCUGCAACAGCUGGGGAUGGCUCGGACACUGGCCCAGAGAACAGUGCAGAAACUAGUGUAG
Megalops cyprinoides (Indo-Pacific tarpon) is the source of this 1530-nucleotide messenger RNA. Its product is annotated as protein ANKUB1-like. Bases 1 to 1530 code for a protein of 509 amino acids. The transcript has 6 exons. Gene Ontology annotation, molecular function: protein binding. NCBI's taxonomy places the organism in Eukaryota, Metazoa, Chordata, Actinopteri, Elopiformes, Megalopidae. The record is from RefSeq and is a predicted model, not a curated record.